Molecule: messenger RNA, 1602 nt
Organism: Penicillium paradoxum
Lineage: Eukaryota; Fungi; Ascomycota; Eurotiomycetes; Eurotiales; Aspergillaceae
Product: putative metaphase-anaphase transition protein (Mlo2)
Exons: 3
Coding region: 1-1602 (533 amino acids)
Cellular component (GO): cytoplasm
Molecular function (GO): ubiquitin protein ligase activity; zinc ion binding
Source: RefSeq, a predicted model, not a curated record
AUGGAUGCCCCACAUUCGGGUGGUGCUCAGCUCGCCGGAGACGGUCGCCGCGAGAGCUUCGGCUCCCAGAAUUCCCAGACGGCAAAAGAGUUUAUCGAGUCCCAACUACAACUGGAGGCAGAUGCGCGUGAGGCUCUUCCAUAUGCCUUCGACUCCUGCACCUAUGAACUGGGCCCGUUGCGACAGAUACUCUUUGCUUGCCUUACCUGCAAUCCCCCUCCUGCCAACUCCGACGAAGCUUACACUGCCGCUGCCGUCUGCUACUCAUGCUCUAUUUCCUGCCAUGGCGAACACACUCUAGUCGAGCUCUUCAACAAGCGCAACUUUGUCUGCGACUGUGGAACCACCCGUUUCCCAUCAUCGUCCUGCUGCACGCUCCGUGAAGAUCCUGUUACCAGCAAGAAAGGUGUCCACUCCCAAGAGGCUGCCGCAGGCAACACCUACAACCAGAACUUCCGCAAUCAAUUUUGUGGCUGCGGUGAGCAGUACGAUGCGCAUUCAGAAAAAGGAACAAUGUUCCAGUGCCUGGGACUUGGCACCGUUGAGACUGGAGGAUGUGGUGAGGACUGGUGGCACCCAGAGUGUCUCAUUGGGUUGUCGCGCGAUUGGAACAAGACUGCCCCGAAGGCCGAUGUAAUCGGGGGUGGGGAUGCUUCCAAUGAUCCUUCUAAUGAUGCUAUCAAUGAUGUUCCGAUCGAGGAUGAAGAAGAUUUGCUCCCACCUGGGUUCCCCGCGGAGGACGAUUUCGACCACCUGAUCUGUUAUAAAUGCAUCGACUCAAAUGCGUGGAUCAAGCCUUAUGCGGGUACUCCUGGAUUCUUACCGCCAGUUUUUAAGGAAGGUGGCUUGAAAAUGGACUCAACUGCCACCCAGGAGCUCACUGCGUCAAUCACAGAGCCCAAGGAUGCCGAAUCUAAGGAGACCGACGCCAAUAACAAUGAACAGAAGGAACAAGAUAAGACCGAAGGCUCAAAGAAACGCAAGGCAGAUGACGAGGAAUCUCAUGAGGACCAACCAGCUACUAAGCGGACCAAGGAAGAAGAGGCCUUUGUCGGUGGACAACAACUCAAACCCGAAAACGAAACGGAGACUGCCAAGAAAGAAAAUGAUACUCUUAAAAAGCCAUCUGCUGCCAAGCACACCGAGCUUCCCAAGUCUACACCUGUUGAAUCGUUUUCUCUUUUCGCUCUGGGGGAUUUCCAUGGUCAGUUGUGUCGCUGUGCAGAGUGUUUCCCAAGGCUCGUACCCUACCCUCAGCUUCGCGAGGAAGAAGAGACCUAUGAACCUCCUAUGUCGGAUGAUGGCCAGGUGAACGGUGCCGCCAGUACUGGCACGGGUAGCAUUUACGACCGCGGCGAAGCGGCGCUGAACAACAUGGAUCGCGUGCGCGCCAUCGAAGGCGCAAUGGCCUACAAUCAUCUCCGUGACAAACUGAAGUUGUUCCUUCAGCCCUUCGCAGAGAGUGGGCAGGCUGUCAGUGCUGAAGAUGUCAAGGGCUACUUUGAGAAGCUGCGUGGUGACGACCAGGGAAUCAAAGAUGCAGCCGACCAUGCUUCUGCUGCAGGCCGUAAUGGCAAAGAUGAUACUGAUGGGGAUAAGUGA